Messenger RNA from Scomber scombrus (Atlantic mackerel), 1593 nucleotides. RefSeq names its product E3 ubiquitin-protein ligase TRIM21-like. The transcript is spliced from 3 exons. NCBI's taxonomy places the organism in Eukaryota, Metazoa, Chordata, Actinopteri, Scombriformes, Scombridae. The coding region runs from base 1 to 1593 and encodes 530 amino acids. The record is from RefSeq and is a predicted model, not a curated record. Gene Ontology annotation, molecular function: protein binding; zinc ion binding.
AUGGCAUCGGCGGGGGCGGUGAUCGAUCUAAUAAGCGGCAACAUAGAGCUUUGCUCUUGCACGCGCUGCAUUUAUAGUCACUAUAUGUCUGCUGCCAGCUGUCUGAUCCAGUCUGAUCACUGUCUGAUCACUUAUCCAGUCAGCACACCAUGUGGACAUAACGUCAGCAAAAACUGGAACAACAACUCAGAGCAACAAGCUGCCAAACCAGGAGGAGUUCCCUGUGACACCAAACUGAAGGCCCUGAAGUCCUGUCUGGUGCCUUUGGUGUGUCUGGUGUUUCUCACGAUUCCGAUGUGUCUGACUUUCACCCACUUUCAAACUCACCGGGAGCCUUAUCCAACACCUUCACAUGAGGAAAGACAUCAGCUGAUGGACCCUGUGGUGAACCUGGAAGACAGGAUGUGUACGAAGCACAAUAAACCUCUGGAGCUGUUCUGUAAGACCGACCAGACAUUUCUCUGCACACUCUGCACAUCUUCUGACCACAAGACACACGAUUUUGUUCCUCUGAAAGAAGAAUAUGAAGGAAAGAAAGCAGAACUGGGGAAGACAGAGGCUGAAAUUCAGGAGAUGAUCCAGAAGAGACAACUGAAGAUUCAAGAGAUCAAACACUCAGUUGACCUCAGUAAGGAAGCUGCAGACAGAGAGAAAGCAGAAGGUGUUCAGGUCUUCAGCAUUCUGAAGGAGUCUGUUGAGAGAGGUAAAAAAAAAAUCAUCAACUCAAUCAACAAGAGGCAGAAAAAAACAGAGAAACAGGCUGAAGACUUCAUCAGAGAGCUGGAACAGGAAAUCUCUGAGCUGAAGAAGAGAAGCUCUGAGGUGGAGAAGCUCUCACACUCUGAAGACCACCUCCACCUCCUCCAAAACUUCCCGUCCCUGAAAGCUGCUCCACCCACCAAAGACUGGACAGAGGUCAGCGUCCGUCCACCAUCAUAUGAGGGGACUGUGGUGAAAGCUGUGGCUCAGCUGGAGGAGACGCUCAGUAAACAGAUGAAGAAGCUGCUCGCUGAGGCUGAGCUGAAGAGGGUCCAGCAGUAUGCAGUGAAUGUGACUCUUGAUCCUGAUACAGCACAUCCUGGACUCAUCCUGUCUGAUGAUGGGAAACAAGUACAUCAUGGUGAUGUGAGGAAGAAUCUCCCAGACAACCCGGAGAGAUUUUUUUCUUAUGUUAAUGUGUUAGGAAAGCAGAGUUUCUCUUCAGGCAGAUUUUACUUUGAGGUUCAGGUUAAAGGGAAGACUGACUGGGAUUUAGGAGUGGCCAGAAAGUCGAUCAACAGGAAGGGAAACAUCACACUGAGACCUCAGGAUGGUUUCUGGACUAUAUGGUUGAGAAAUAGAAAUGUGUACACUGCUAAUAAUAACCCUACAGUCCGUCUCUCUCUGAAGUCUCGUCCUCAGAAGGUGGGGGUGUUUGUGGAUUAUGAGGAGGGUCUGGUCUCCUUUUAUGACGUAGAUGCUGCAGCUCUUAUCUACUCCUUUACUGGCUGCUCCUUCUCUGAGAAACUCUACCCAUUCUUCAGUCCCUGUAAUAAUGAUCGUGGUAGAAACUCUGCUCCUCUGAUCAUCUCUCCUGUCAAUCAAACUGCCUGA